Molecule: messenger RNA, 1501 nt
Organism: Megalopta genalis
Lineage: Eukaryota; Metazoa; Arthropoda; Insecta; Hymenoptera; Halictidae
Source: RefSeq, a predicted model, not a curated record
CGAAAUCUUAUGUCGAUGUUCAUUGUUUACACUAUGUAACGAUUUCAUAACCUAGAAAGAAAGACAGAAAUAAGUUUCCAUAGCAUACAAUCGUACUUAUUCCACAAAUUUUGUAUACUUUACAUAAAAUUAUAAAAUAACUUUUAAACAGAAUGUAUUGCAACAUGAUGACAUAUAAUUAAUAUGCUUUUAAUCAGCUUUUGAAGUGACCGAUCUCAAAUUAUUACUCAUAUUGAAGCGAUACAAUUAUGUUAACUUGUAUGAACAGAUUUAGAAAAAUGUUUAUGUGUGUGUGUGUAUAUACAUCAAUUACAACAAUAAACAUGUAAUCGUUAUGCAGAAAAUUUAAUGUAACCCAUAUAAAAUCGGAAAGGUGAUAGAAUUGUUCUUAAACACGGUCACAUGGAAGGAAUUAAACAAAACACAACAUAUUAUACUCUUUAGGUUAAAGUAUUAAAAUAUUUUAUAGUUGUGUUCAUAUACAUUGUAAUAAUCAUUGUUCAUUAACAAAUUAGUAACGAUAUGGAGAAUCAAAUCCAUUCAGAAUUAAUCAUGAAAGAAGAAAAACUAGAAGAGUCAGAUCAAGAGUUGAGCAACAAUAAUAUUACGACAGUAACAAUAGCAGUUAGUACAAAUACAUCUACCACUACUACUAUUGCUAUCGAAAGUAAAGGUAAUACACAUGAUGGAGCAGAGUCAGCAAUUGGUAUCAGACCAAGGCCAUUAAUUUGUAAGCCAGAAAAUGUAAAUAUUGGAUGUAAAUCAGAACCCAUAGAAAAUAAAUGGCAUUGGGCACCAGGGGCAUGGCAAGAUGCUACAAGGACAAGCGCUUUUCAACCUUACAAACCACCUACUUUACUCACAAAUUUGCAAAGAGGUAAUACACAGACAGAAAUACCUCAACUUUAUAGUAAUAGUGAUAUUACAUUUCACACAUUGGCUGGGCAAGGAGAACUGACUCCUGAACAAAUACAUCCAAAUACCGUGGAUUUACCUGAUGAAAAAGGAUUAACUGGUCUUAUGUGGGCUGCUGGAUAUGGACAAUUAGGGAGUGCAAGACAGCUGCUUAAAGCUGGUGCUAAUAAAAACUAUCGUGGUCUUAAUGGAGAAACACCUUUGCAUUUGGCAGCUGCUUAUGGACAUCAUGAUCUUGUAAAAUUAUUAUUAAACCAUGAGGCAGAUUCAAAUGCAAGCGAUGAGGAAGGAAAUACUCCACUGAUGUAUGGAGCACAUGGUAACCAUUCACAUGUGUGUUAUGAAUUAUUGUCACGGGGAGCUGAUGUUACAAAACGUAAUAUACAUAACAUAAGUGCUUAUCAUGCAGCAGUAUUAAACAAUUCAUUGACUGCUAAAGCAGUUAUUGAGAAUUAUCUAUUACAACAAGUGGUUAAUGACCCCUUAUAACAAAGUACAAUUAUAUGCUUUUAUAGACUCAAAGAGUUACACAAAUAGAGAAUUAAUAUUUAUAUCUUAACAUUUUAAUAAACGUAUAUUAUUUUCA